This is a messenger RNA of Dracunculus medinensis (Guinea worm), 1380 nucleotides long. The record is from the annotation of a GenBank genome assembly. Lineage: Eukaryota; Metazoa; Nematoda; Chromadorea; Rhabditida; Dracunculidae.
AUGGAGAUUGAUUCUAAGGAUGGAAUCGAGCGGAAGUUAAAUAUGGCUCAACAGUCGGAUUUUAAUGACCCAGUUAUAUCCGAACAUAAUAUAUAUGUUUGUCACGUACCAGUGAACAGCGCUUUUUAUCGAGUUAUUUUUCCAACCAGUAAAAUCAAUCCUUAUACGAAUAAAUGGUUGAAAGCUCGUUUCAAAAAAGCUGUUAGAAUGCUUGAAAUGAGACUGCCUCAGGAUGCUGAUUCAGCUUCAUUUGAUGCUAAAAAAGCAAAAUAUAUUGCCAGCCAACAACAGUCAACUUCCAAGACGUCAUUUGUUAUGGAUCGAUUAUUGGCAUAUGAGGACAUUUUCAUUGGCCAAAGCCAUUCGUUUGAUGCUGCAUUUGAAUAUGCCAUUAGUAAUAUAUAUUUAUGUCCCAUGAUGGGAUCGUUUGAAAUGCGUCAUUUGCAAGCUGGUCUACAAAAUCUGCAGUGCGAUGAAGCUAUUCACGCAGAUACUGAUAGUGAGUUUACGGAAUCAGAAAGCGAAACUGAUGACGAUCCUUCUCCUUUAAGGGUGCGUUUUGUUCGGCCAGAAAAUGAAUUCCAAAAGAAACGUCGAGAGGAAUCAGUCACCCUUCGAAAUAAAGUUGCUGAGCAUAGCUCAUGGAUUUCACUGGAUUUAGAAAAAAGCACGAUGAAGUCGGCAUCAGCUAAGCUUAAUUCACUUUUUUCAUUACCUAAUCCCGUGGAUUCUUUGUUGAAAUUACGCGAUGCAGAACAUUUGGUCGAAGAGACUAUAGUUGGAAACAAAUUGGCGGAACUAAAUUUGGAGGAUCGUCAUUCGUUAAUAUCAUUUAAAGAAGUGAGACGUUUACCUGAUGCGCUUCAGCUCAAAGCUUUGUUCAUCAAAGUAGGUGUUAUUUCAAUGCAACAUAUUGAAGAAUUAAUUUCAUUCAAGAUCGAACAUAAUCUAUUAAUUUCUCGCAUACGUGAAUAUGCGCAUUUAGUUCGUGGUGUUUGGGUCAUCAAGAGUGAAUUGGCUUUUCCGGAGGAUGAAUAUUCAUUACAGCGGAUUGUUAGAGAUUUUGCUUUAUGCCUUUUAAAUGCAAAUCUACCUGUAAGAAGAUCGGAUAUGCAGUUGGCGUUCGGGCUGACCGUGGAAGAUUUCGAUUUUUCUUUAACGACAUUCGGUGAACAUAUCACAUCCGGUGAACGAACUUGGAGACUAAGGAUAGAUGGUGAUGAAACAUUUGGUAAAACCAAGGAAGAUUUGCGAGUUUUGAUAGAAGAAAAGCGUUAUUGGAAUAGACGUUGGGAAGAAAUUCAUCACUAUUUGUCAACAAUCAAAAACAAAUCAGAUUUUACAGUGCAAAAAACAUUUAAAAGGUCAUUUUCAUAUUAA